This is a messenger RNA of Fragaria vesca subsp. vesca, 1687 nucleotides long. RefSeq lists its product as uncharacterized. Bases 420 to 1421 code for a protein of 333 amino acids. The transcript is spliced from 6 exons. The record is from RefSeq and is a predicted model, not a curated record. Lineage: Eukaryota; Viridiplantae; Streptophyta; Magnoliopsida; Rosales; Rosaceae.
AAAUAAAGGUGUGAAAUUGUGAUUUGGCAAGUGUAAAUUUACUCAUCUUUAGUAAAUAAGUACCAAACAUUGGAGAUUGACUUGUUGGUAACAGUUCCAAUUUCUCAAAUGUCAGAACAUGAUAGCUCAUGUUUCCACAAUGUAGCAGACCACCGGCACAGAAGAAUUGUUUGGUUUAUCCAACAAUGUUUCAAUUGUAUCAGGAACAUAAUGUUUCUACUUUCGACAUGCUGUCUUUGGCUAAACUUGAGUCUUGGCCGAUGUUACUGUCAGCAACCAAUCUGUGGUUGAAACUUGAAAGUGAAGCAGUCAAUGUUGGGUAAUGGUACCCUGAUGUUUCUUCUUGAGUCAUGGGCAACUACUUAUACACCUAGCCUUUCUUCUUCUUCUCUCUCUUCCGUUUUUUUUUUUUUUUUGAAAUGUGCCUCCUGUCGUUGAGAUUCGGACCCAGUUCCGCUUCGGCAGUUCGGAGUACAGAGCUUAUACAUGUAACUGUCUGUCUAACAUGUGGUGAUAGAGGCUUUGUUCAGGUUAUGGUAAACUGUCCAAGGUGUCAAGAUAGUGCACAACAUGUUUAUUGCCUUGAUGUGAUACCAGUAAAAUAUUAUGAGGACGAUUUUACCUGGGUUUGUGACGAUUGCAAGAAGAGGAAGAGGUUUAAAAAGAAGAGUAAUAGAAAGAAACUCACUGGGUCUGUGGCUAAAACCAAGGUUCAGAUAUGUGAAGGUAACCCUCCUGAACACAAGGCUAAGGGCAGUGAAGAUCAGGUCAAUUCCUCCCAUGAUUUGGCCGCAUCUGUAAAGACCCUUCAAUUAGCUGCUAGCGACCCUUCAGAAAUCAAUGAAGACUGUUAUAUUGCUGCACAGCCUAUUAUUGAUCUAACUUGGAGGGGAAGUCUAAGCAUAAUGAACAAAGACUUCAGCAUCAUUAGUGGCCUUGUAGCCCAUCUCUCAAGCUUAGCAUGUGCUAAAGUGUUUGAAGAGGCGAAAUUGCUACCGAUGAUGCUGUUUCCAGAUUUGGUUUGUAGGGUUGAUGUGUGGCCAAAGGCAUUUCAGAGCUCCGGACCGAGUGAUCAUAGUAUUGCUCUUUAUUUUUUUCCUGCCAGCGAAAGUAAUGAGAUGGAUUUUGACAACCUAGUUGUUAGCAUGAUCCAGGAGGAUCUUGCUAUGAGGGCAGUGCUGGAUAACACUGAGCUCUUAGUCUUCACUUCAAUUGUACUGCCUGAGCAUAUUCAAAAAUUGCAGGAUUCCAGACAAAGCUUUAUUUGUGGGGAGUAUUUAGGGGGAAGCAGUCUUCCCCCAUUAACAAAUGGUAAUGCCCGCGGAGGUGAGAAAGACCUGGCAAACCCCUUAACCUGUAAUACAGAGAGUCCAGUUAGUCCAUUGAGCAACAAUGUGCAUUGUGGUUCUGAAUCUCAUUAGUGGUUUGGUGAUUAACUAAUAUGUAUUUUUGUUCUUUCACCAAAACAAAAUGUGCAGUAGUGUCGUUUUCUUUGUAAUCCGUGAUUAAUCUUGUAGUUUAACCUGAGGAUGCUGAUGGAAUCAGUGGAGGGGUGUAAGAAAGUUGCUACUUUUUUUUUGCUACUUGUUAGUACUAGCCUUGUUUAUUUGUGUGUGUUUGUUUAUUUUUAUCAUGUAUUUAUUUACAUUUCCUUCUAGUCAAUGGCCAAUUAGUACUAGAUUGCUUU